This is a messenger RNA of Brachypodium distachyon (stiff brome), 1709 nucleotides long. RefSeq names its product 26S proteasome regulatory subunit 6B homolog. Gene Ontology annotation, biological process: proteasome-mediated ubiquitin-dependent protein catabolic process. The transcript has 6 exons. Gene Ontology annotation, molecular function: ATP hydrolysis activity; ATP binding; proteasome-activating activity. Lineage: Eukaryota; Viridiplantae; Streptophyta; Magnoliopsida; Poales; Poaceae. The record is from RefSeq and is a predicted model, not a curated record. Bases 119 to 1378 code for a protein of 419 amino acids. Gene Ontology annotation, cellular component: proteasome regulatory particle, base subcomplex.
CAAGCAAUCCCCUCUUCCGUUACGCUGCGCCCGCGUCGCUCUGCAAAUAUUCCCCACUCCUCUGCUCGACGGAUCUGUAGCCCAAACCCGAACCCGCCUCCAAACCCUAGCCUCCACGAUGUCGGCAGCAGCCGUCGCGCCGACCCCUUCCGCGGCCCUCCCGGCGGCGCCCCCGCCAUCCUACCCUGCCACCGCCCUCACUUCCGCCUCUGCCGGGGCCGCCGAGGAUGACGACGAUCUUUACGGCAAGCUCAAAUCGCUCCAACGUCACAUGGAGUUCGUCGAGAUCCAGGAAGAGUACGUCAAGGAUGAACAGAAGAACCUAAAGCGCGAGCUUCUGCGCGCCCAGGAGGAGGUGAAGCGGAUCCAGUCCGUGCCUCUCGUCAUCGGCCAGUUCAUGGAGAUGGUCGACGGAAACAACGGCAUCGUUGGAUCCACCACCGGGAGCAACUACUACGUGCGGAUCCUCAGCACCAUCAACCGCGAGCUGCUCAAGCCGUCGGCGUCGGUUGCCCUGCACCGCCACUCCAACGCUCUCGUCGACGUGCUGCCCCCCGAGGCGGAUUCCAGCAUCUCGCUGCUCGGGUCAUCCGAGAAGCCCAACGUCCUUUAUUCGGAUAUUGGUGGCUGUGAUAUCCAAAAACAAGAAAUUAGGGAGGCUGUUGAGCUUCCAUUGACACAUCAUGAGUUGUACAAGCAGAUUGGUAUUGAUCCUCCAAGAGGGGUGCUUCUCUAUGGUCCUCCAGGCACAGGCAAGACCAUGCUUGCCAAAGCUGUGGCACACCACACCACUGCUGCUUUUAUCAGAGUUGUUGGUUCAGAAUUUGUGCAGAAGUAUUUGGGUGAGGGCCCAAGGAUGGUUCGGGAUGUAUUCCGUUUAGCAAAAGAGAAUGCACCGGCUAUCAUAUUCAUUGAUGAGGUUGACGCUAUAGCCACUGCUCGUUUUGAUGCCCAGACUGGCGCUGACAGAGAAGUUCAGCGUAUUCUGAUGGAGCUACUCAAUCAGAUGGAUGGGUUUGACCAGACAGUUAAUGUGAAGGUUAUAAUGGCGACCAAUCGGGCAGAUACCCUAGAUCCUGCUCUGUUGCGUCCAGGAAGACUUGACAGGAAGAUUGAGUUCCCUCUGCCCGAUCGUAGGCAGAAGAGGCUUGUUUUCCAAGUUUGUACUGCUAAAAUGAACUUAAGCGACGAGGUCGACUUGGAAGAUUAUGUUUCCAGACCAGAUAAAAUUAGUGCUGCUGAUAUUGCUGCUAUUUGCCAAGAAGCUGGUAUGCAUGCUGUCCGCAAAAAUCGGUAUGUUAUCCUCCCCAAGGACUUCGAAAAGGGUUACCGCACCAACGUGAAGAAGCCUGAGACAGAUUUUGACUUCUACAAAUGAGGCCACAAACUGUUAAACAGGAUGCUUAUUUCCUACUGGCGACUUGAUCAGCACUGGAGAUAAAUAUGUGGAUAGUCGCCUCUGUCUCGUUAAUGUUCCUGUACCCUUAAGGAUGAUGCAUGCCCUCAUCUAUUUAACCAGAUUCAGUUAUUUCAAGUCGUGCUUCUGCUUGGAAGGAUAGAAGGGUUUGCACGUUCAAUCUGACCAGUGUUGUUAAAAACUAAUAUGGCUCGUCUGUACUGUUCCUUAUGUUACUGCUAAAAUUUCCCGUUUGCAGUACGUUGUGCUUAUUUUGUAUAGUUAAAUUGACUUAGGUUUUCUUUAGUCAAAA